CCAGGCCCAAAUUCCAGGCCCAAUUCCCAGAAACCCAAACAAGCACAGUUUGUCUUCACAGCUCAAAUUUCAAUUCCAAUCUCUGAUCUGAAACCAAACCUUCCGACGAUAUCAAUGGCGAACCAAACCCUAGCUAUAAUCGCCAUCCUUCUCCUCACCGCCGUGCCGUUCUCGGAAUCAAUCUCCUACACACAGUACCGUACACUCUUCUCCCUCUCCCACACGCUCUUAACUCGAGUGGCGAACCUACGCGCCGCCAGGGGCGACAUAUCUGGCGCGAACCGAGCCAGGACCAUGGCGGCGAAAUUGGAGCGAGGAAUGGGCUUAGGGUUUUGGAGAUUCAUGUGGUCGGCCAGUUGGGAUUACGUCACUAACUAUGCAUGGAGGGAUUUGUCCUACACGGAGCUCUUCGGCGCCGUUUCCGAUUCCAACGAGUUGCUAAAAUGGUUGGGUGAGUUGUCUCGGGCUGAAUCGGCCGGCCAACGCGCCGCCUGGAUUGGACGAAAUUACCAAAAUGUCCUUAGGGUUUCUAGCUCGAUGAUCUCUAGGCUUCUCAAAGUGUUUCGUCAAUCGGGAUCAUUGAGGGAAGUGGUGAAGACAGUGCAAAGAGAAGUAGUAGAUGGUGGAUUGUUGAGAGAUUGUCUUGAAUUGGGCACUAAUGACUUAAAAGGUUUGAUUCAAAUCCUCAAAGAUAUGGGGUUGCAGUAUGCUUCCAACACUGAUCAUACCAAUAGUGACUUAUGACAUUUUGGGUCACUAUUGAAAAUGGUUUCACUCACAUAAUAACUCUUUGCAUUUUCUUGAAAGUAAAGUAGUUAACUCUUCACACCAACUUCAAAUUACACAACACACACACAUAUAUGUAUACACACAAGAAAUGAUAACUUCGAUAACUUUUUCUUUGUGUCCUUUUUUUUGGGCAAUGCAAAGAUUUUCUUUUAAUUUUGUUUUGUUUCUCUGUUUUGGCCAAAUAGGAUAGGCAAGUCAUGAGUCAUGACCCUAGUCUGUCUUGGGUAUCUUGAAUCAAUAAGAAAUACAGUGUUGGUUUGAUU
Molecule: messenger RNA, 1052 nt
Organism: Cannabis sativa
Lineage: Eukaryota; Viridiplantae; Streptophyta; Magnoliopsida; Rosales; Cannabaceae
Exons: 2
Coding region: 115-744 (209 amino acids)
Source: RefSeq, a predicted model, not a curated record